AUGAAAACGCUGAUGAAAAGCAAUGAAUCAGACACUAUGUCCAACCGCAUAGUACAUAUCAGUGUGCAGCUGUUCAGCAAUGAGGAGCUGGCGCGCCACAUGACAGAGGAGUGCCAACUGCUGGACAUUAUGGUCACAGUCCUCCUCUACAUGAUGGAGAGUUGCCUUAUCAAAAGUGAACUUCAAGAUGAGCUGUGGAUGAAGAGCCACCAUGUGGUGGUAAACUGUGCAGAGGCUCUACUGAAAAACAACACAUACUGGCCUUUAGUUAGCGAUUUUAUUAAUAUUCUCUCACACCAAAGUGUAGCAAAGAAGUUCUUGGAGGACCACUCCUUGCUCAUGCUGUGGAUGAGCUUUGUGUCCUUCUUCCAAGGUAUGAACUUGAACAAGAGGGAGCUGAAUGAACAUGUGGAGUUUGAGUCCCAGACUUACUAUGCAGCUUUUGCAGCAGAGCUGGAGGCCUGUGCCCAGCCCAUGUGGGGGCUCAUAACCCAGUGCAAAGUCAAAGAAACACAGGAGUACACAAAAACGGUAGUGCGGUAUUGUCUGGAGGCCUUGCAACUGUGGUUUGAUUCAAUUGGCUUUGUGGAUGAGCCAACUCCCAAUCAAGUGGCAUUUCAUCUGUGUGGUGUGGGGAUGGCUGUGGCGCCCAACGUGGGGCCGCUCCGGCACAAGGAAGAGGCACAGGAGGGCCAGCCAGGAGGCACACUGGAGGAGGGGCAGCUGAGGUGUUCCCGGCAGGGCUUCGGACAGAUCCUCCAGGCCAAAGACAGGGAGCGGGAGAUGACCACGGAGGGGAAGGAAGCGAUCUUCAUCUGA
Messenger RNA from Anguilla anguilla (European eel), 819 nucleotides. Its product is annotated as E3 ubiquitin-protein ligase ubr3-like. The coding region runs from base 1 to 819 and encodes 272 amino acids. The record is from RefSeq and is a predicted model, not a curated record. The transcript has 7 exons. Gene Ontology annotation, biological process: protein ubiquitination; ubiquitin-dependent protein catabolic process via the N-end rule pathway. Gene Ontology annotation, molecular function: ubiquitin protein ligase activity. Gene Ontology annotation, cellular component: cytoplasm; ubiquitin ligase complex. Lineage: Eukaryota; Metazoa; Chordata; Actinopteri; Anguilliformes; Anguillidae.